CAUCCAGUUCGUGUGAUUCCAAAUCUUAGAAACCCCAUUAUCUAUCCCAUAUGUAAACCGUCAUAUCAUUCCGCCGAGCUUGUUAUUGUUAUUAUUAUCUCCUUUUCUCAUUAUAGUAAUACCAAUUCUAAUGGAGUCUGCUUCUGCUACAGCUACUGCUAAUCAGAGGGAGCUUCAAAGCUCAACCGCUGCUGCUACGGCGGACUCCAACAGAGGCCGCCAGGGCGUCAAAUUCCAUCUCCCAAAGCUCAUUCACUACAAAUGGUGGCUCCGCAUAACCUGCUACAUCUUCUUCCUCCUCACGGGUCAAUCGGCGGCCACGCUCCUCGGCCGCCUCUACUACGACAAAGGCGGCAACAGCAAAUGGAUGGCCACUCUCGUCCAAUCCGCCGGCUUCCCUCUUCUCCUCCCUCUCCUGCUCUACUUCCUCCGACAGAAACACCACCACCGCAGCGGGCGGAACCAUCUCCGCCGCUGGCUGCCGCUGAUCUACCUGGGUUUCGGCGUCCUCCUCACCGCCGACAACUUGAUGUACUCCUACGGCCUCCUUUACCUCCCUGUCUCCACCUAUUCCUUGCUCUGCGCUACCCAAUUGGCCUUCAACGCCGUCUUCUCCUUCUUCCUCAACAACCAGAAGUUCACCCCGUUCAUCCUCAACUCCCUCGUCCUCCUCACCGUCUCCGCCACCCUCCUAGCCGUCAAUUCCGCCGACGACGACACCGCCUCCAGCGCCGCCAAGAACAAGUACGCAAUCGGAUUCCUCACCACCGUUGGAGCCUCCGCUGCGUACUCUCUUUACCUCUCCCUCAUCCAGCUCACCUUCGACAACCUCGUACCGUAUAAGGAGAAUUCGACGGUGGACGAGGCAGAGGUGGAAUUGCAGAACCACCACUCCUCCGCCGCCGCCGGAGUAAAUUCUGCUGUCGACAACAACACCCUUCACACUCUGGACUCGGACCUGCCAGGAGGAGUGAGAGUUAUGGCGAAGGCGGUGGUGGAGAUGCAGAUCUACCCAUCGGCGGUGGCGACGGUCGGUUGUGUGGUGGGGAUUUUUGCGAGCGGGGAGUGGAAGGAGGUGAAGGGGGAGAUGAGGGGUUAUACGGAGGGGAAAGCGGCGUACUUGUUGACGCUGAUCUGGACGGCGGUGGCGUGGCAGGUGUCGUCGCUGGGGAUGUUGGGGUUGGUGUUCGAGGUUUCGUCUCUGUUUUCGAACGUGAUCAGCACUCUGGCGCUGCCGUUGGUUCCGGUGCUGGCAGUGGUGCUGUUCGGGGAUAAGAUGGACGGCGUGAAGGCGGUGGCGAUGGUGCUGGCGGUGUGGGGGUUCGUCUCGUAUGUUUAUCAGCACUAUCUGGAUGAUCGUUCCACGGCGGAGCGCACGGCGGCGGGCGGCGAUGCGCGGGAAUGUGGAAAUGCGGAUCGACGAGCCGAGAUUUGUUAAAUUAAAGACUCAAAAAGGAGGAUACGGAGAGUUGAUUGGGCUCAAAGGCAAAAGCCUCCAAAUUUUACACGUGUAUAAGCUAUUUGCAUUGGGAAAUAGUUUAGUUACGAGAAAGGUCAGGUCAUAUUAUCGAGAUAAGAAAAAAGGAUAAAUUGCAAGUUUGGUCACUGAAAUUACUAAAAAGUUUCAUGUUUGCCACUCAAAUUAGCUUAUUCCAUUCAACCGUUUAAGUUUGGUCACUCUACGUUAGUCUCCGUUAACUUUCGCUGAUGUGGCAGUCAACUCUAAUAGUUGACCAUUAAAUGUGUGACGUGGCAAUUAAAAAUUUAUUAAAAAAUAAAAUUUAACUUUUUUAUAAUUUCCACCUCAUUAUAACAAUAAAUAAAAUUAAAAUAAAAUUAAAAUUAUAUUUUCCGUUCCCUUUGAGCUCGCCGUCACGGAGCGCCACCGCCUUCUCCGAUUCCAUAUCUACGACUUGGGAAGCUGGAGUCUAACCAUGUAUAGAGCUUCGGAUUAACCAAAGGACAUAUCUGGCCCAUGUCGUGUAACAUAAGAUCUCCUUUAACCUCUCGCUCAACUGCAAUGUCUAUAGUUGAGACAAAAAGAUUCAAACUUUUCUGCAUAUAAAGUCAUAACAACUCUAUAACCAUGCGAACCAAUAAGAAAAGCAACACAAUCAAGCGUGGAUGGCAAAAUGUCGAGACCAAUCUAUUAAUGGCCGUUCUCAGUUAAUGUCUCCCCAUACAACUGUCGCGAGAACGACACCGGCGACGGAUUCAGGCGGCCGAGGCGGAAGGGGUGCAGCUUGGUCGCCGGCGCCGACAAGAGGAAAUUAAAGGAUUUAGAGUUAAGGAUAUCGUGUUUUUACCCGCGGAUUGAGGUUUUGACCGCCACCUCCUUCUGCGCUUAGAAAAAAAUAAAACCCCCUCAGUUUUGACUAUGUACGAAUCGAACGAAUCCCACAUCAAAUCGCCCCCUUCUCCGCCGCAUCUCCUACGGCGUGUUCCACCUUGACUGAUCGAUAUUAGAGUAGUCAAAGAGUAAAGGAAAUAUCACAUUGGUGGGAGGAAGAAAGUGCAAGUUGUUUUUAAGUUUGCUUUCCACUUUAGUUAUUGGAUAAAGUGGUUAGUGGGCUUUUGGAAAAAGUGUGGGCUAUUUAAUUCGACAUAUUAAAUCGCACUACGCACUUAGCACUUGGCGAAUGGCAGCUGCUACAGCCGAAGGAAAGCAGGCCUCCAACAGAACAUCGUCCCACGUACCUGUGUCAGGAUCUAUUGGCUCUUUAACGUAUGCAUCCAACGGGAGCCCCAUCGGUGUGGAUGUAACAAACUGGUGCUUAGUACUCGGGACCCAACGGUCUCCCUAGAUUCUCACAUUCUCCUCAUUCCCGAUCCUCCAUCUAAGUCUGCCACUCAACAGCUCAUGCCAUCCUGCGCAGUGAGGAGACUACGGCAAACGAAACUCGGGCGGUAACCAACAGUAGCAUCUAUAAUUGGCGUCCGCUUAUGGUACUUCGCUUUGAGAAUUCUUUCUAUCAAGGAGUCCGAUCUCUUCAUCAAAUUCCACAGUUGUUUGGCUCACAUAACCUUAUUGAAUUCUUUCAAAUCCCUGAACCCCAUUUCAUCUUCCUCCUUGGGGCUGACCAUUUCUCCCCUUCUUGGACAGUGGGCUCGUCUUUCCUCACCUUUCUGACCCUACUAGAAAUUCAUAAUUAGGCUAUGAAUUCCGUCAAUCGUACCAUCAGGAAAUUUAAACACCGACAUCUCGUACGAGAAUUGCGCCUGCGCCACAGACUUUAUCAACACCUCCCGAGCCACCAUAGAAAUUUUGUGCUCUUUCCAACAGUUCAGCUUUUCCUUGGUUCUUUCCUUUAUUUCCUCAAAGAUCUCUUUCUUACGGUCGUGUGGUUUAGAUCAUUGGGCAUCUCAGCCCUCUCAAUUAUGCCUUUCACAGUUUGCACCACAUCGUCACCAACGGUAACCCAGUACUUUCGAAAGAAGAAAGCCCUUCAUAGUUGACCGUUAAAUGUAUGACGUAACAAUUAAAUAUAGAAUACGUGCGAAAGCCACCGCUAUACAGAUAUAGCUUAGGCAUUUGUUUCCUGGCACAUCGCAAUGGUCGAGCCAACACAGGUUUGAACCAAAAAUUUGGUAUUGAGAAACGAAAAAACGUGAGAACGAAUAGGUCUACAAGAUUGGUUUAAUCUAGAGGUGGCAAAUAGAUUGGAUCCAUGAAUUGGUAGAUUGGAUCAAAUGGAUUGGUGGGUUAUAUGGAUUUGAUUAAAUGGAUAGGUGGAUUAAUGGAUUGGAUUUAAAUGGAUUGGUGGAUUAAUGGAUUGGAUGAUAUGGAUUUGUGGAUUGAUCCAUGAUUCCAAAUGACAUCAAAAUCUUGGACCAAUAUGUAAAUUUGAUAAGUUUAGGCACUAAAAUGUCAUAAUGUAAAAUUGAAGAUACCAAGAUGUAAUUUUCCAAUUAUAAUUUUCGUACAAAAAAAAAUUUGGUACCAAAAUGUAAAAUAUAAAAGUAUAGGUAAUAAAAUAUAAUAUGCCAAUAAUCAAUAAAUCCACCAAUCCAAUUGGAUUUCAGAUGAAUUAGAUUAGUUGGAUAUUUUAAUGGAUUGAAUUAGUUGGGUAUUUUAACAGAUGUAUUGAAUUUGAUUGGUGAAUUGAAUUAGAAGUUGCCACCUCUAGUUUAACCUGUCAAAAGUUUUACCAUCUUCUUAUUCAUGGCACCACUGUCGAGCUUUUUACCCCAAGUCGGAGUCGUCAGUGUUCAUUAGGAAUGGCAAUGGGGCAGGUCCGGGGCGGGUAUCUCGAUACCCAUACCCGCCCCAUGACAGGUUUGGUCCAGGUCGGGUAAUUUAUCACGGGGCGCGGGUCGGGGCAGGUCGACCCAUUGGGUAUGUAAUUUAUGUGAAAAACAUUAGAAAUAUUCGUUCUUUUCAUUGAAAGACCAAGAAAGAAACCAUAAUAUGAUAAAAUGUAGUUAAAUUA
This is a messenger RNA of Linum trigynum, 4430 nucleotides long. Lineage: Eukaryota; Viridiplantae; Streptophyta; Magnoliopsida; Malpighiales; Linaceae. The record is from the annotation of a GenBank genome assembly.